This is a messenger RNA of Dermochelys coriacea (leatherback sea turtle), 2063 nucleotides long. RefSeq names its product FCF1 rRNA-processing protein (gene FCF1). Bases 26 to 1129 code for a protein of 367 amino acids. The record is from RefSeq and is a predicted model, not a curated record. Lineage: Eukaryota; Metazoa; Chordata; Testudines; Dermochelyidae. The transcript is spliced from 8 exons. Gene Ontology annotation, cellular component: small-subunit processome; nucleolus.
CAUCCCUCAGCGGGUGCAGGGCUCCAUGUCCUCGCACUUCGGCAGCCGCUGCCAAGCCUCCCAUGCCGCUCUGGCCGGACUGCUCUGCCCCCCCGGACCGGGGCUCCCCGGGAGCGAGGCGCACUGGCGGGGCUCCGUAACAGGGCUACCAGGCGCUGCCUCUCCAGGCGCGCGCACAACCCCACCCCCGCCGGGGGUCGCUGCGUCUCGCAGGCUCCAGGCCGCCCUGACUCGAGGCCCGAGGCGAGUCGGGGGGUUUCCCGAGCCCCCGCCAGGGCUCCCCGGGACCGGGCUCAGCCCCUGGCUCACAGGCCUGAAGGGAGACAGUUACCGAAGCCUGCGGGCAGCAGUUCCGAGUCUGGGCCCUGGUCGUGCGCGCGGCCGGCGCGGGCUCCCGCUGCCCCCGCCUCCGAGCCGGUGGGCGGAAGUGAUAGUUCCUCGCGGGCAGGCCAGCGGUGACGAGCGAGGCGGGCGCCGGAAGCUGCCGGGCCGGGCCGGGCCGAGUAGGAGGCGGACGAGGACGAGGAGCAGGAUGGGGAAACAAAAGAAAGCGAGGAAAUACGCCAUCGUGAAACGCAUGAUCAACCUUCGAGACCAGCGCAUCAAACAGACGGAGCGAGCAAAAUCCAAUGUGAAAAAGAAGGAUGAUCCCAGUGCAAUCAAGGAAAGAGAGGUCCCUCAGCACCCUUCCUGUUUGUUCUUCCAGUAUAACAUGCAGUUGGGCCCACCCUAUUAUAUUCUGAUUGAUACAAACUUCAUCAACUUCUCCAUUAAAGCCAAGUUGGACCUGGUGCAGUCAAUGAUGGACUGUCUCUAUGCCAAGUGUAUCCCCUGUAUCACAGAUUGUGUAAUGGCUGAAAUUGAGAAGCUAGGGCAGAAGUAUCGUGUGGCACUAAGGAUAGCCAAGGACCCGCGAUUUGAACGCCUGCCUUGCACACACAAAGGGACCUAUGCAGAUGACUGCUUGGUUCAGAGGGUCACUCAGCACAAGUGUUACAUAGUGGCCACAGUGGACAGAGACCUUAAGCGGAGAAUCCGGAAGAUUCCUGGAGUCCCUAUCAUGUAUAUUUCCAACCACAGGUAUAACAUUGAGAGGAUGCCAGAUGAUUAUGGAGCCCCUCGAUUCUAACCCAUUGCUACAGAUGUUCCCAGCACAUCCUGCUACCAAGUGCCAGGACCCUAAACCCAGUUAGAGGGCUCCUCUGUUUCUAUUCCCCCCCUUCCCUCCCUCUGCUGGGAUUGCUCCCAGGCCUGCAGAUGACACGGGACUGAUUUCUUAGGCCUUCGCUUUGCAGCUGUGGUCUUCUAAUGAAAAGUUGUUUUGGAUCUGUCUACCUUUAUUCACCCUUGCUCUGCCUAAACCCGUUUGUCACAUCAGCAUGUGUGGGAGGGGAUACUAGGACCCAGAGAGUGCAUCUACCUAUCUUUCUCCUCAUUCUGUAGGUGGGGUAUUUACAGAAAGGGUCAAGGAAGAAUCCAGCAACAGCACAGAAUGGAAACAAAAGUUCCUAGAAACUGGAAUUGCAGUUCAGUCUGAAAAACUGUUGCCUGCAGCAGGACAUGCAUUUCUCAGGCACAGCUGAAGUCUGCCCCACACUUUGAAUUUCAUUAUCCGAAUGGUGGGGUAUCAGCAAAAUUAUGAAGCCAUGGCAGUGGAUAUACCUCAUGUGGAGAUAGAGGCUCUGGAAGAAAAUCAACAUAAGAAGCUGGGUUGUGGGGACCUAAAUAGACUCUACCAUCCCACCUUCCAAAUCCCUGACUAAGUAGAUUCUGUGUGUUUUGGGUCUGAACAAAGCUGACAAAGUUCUCCUCUCUCCUCCACAUAAGAACAUGGGGGCCAAUGUUACUGAGGUCAAAUCUCCCAUCAAGUUUCAAAUUAAGAAGAUGCUUUGUCUAGAUGUGACUGUCAAGCAUUAGGAUAAACUAACUUAAAAUAUUCACUUGUCAUCAACUUCUUGGGGUCCUUGCUGAAGGAAAAACUGGCAAGCAUGACCGUUGAUGAGAGCGCCAUAGGCAAACUGCAGCAUCUCUACUAAACGGGCAAUAAUAAAGGUGUUCAGUCU